Callithrix jacchus (white-tufted-ear marmoset) is the source of this 2159-nucleotide messenger RNA. It is a transcript of the gene SOSTDC1, whose product is annotated as sclerostin domain containing 1. The record is from RefSeq and is a predicted model, not a curated record. Gene Ontology annotation, biological process: negative regulation of Wnt signaling pathway; negative regulation of BMP signaling pathway. Gene Ontology annotation, molecular function: BMP binding. NCBI's taxonomy places the organism in Eukaryota, Metazoa, Chordata, Mammalia, Primates, Cebidae.
AGUCCUACAAUAUUUAAACUCACAUGAAUUCCUCCUGUUAUCUGGGAAAAAAACCCUUCCUGUCCCAAAUACUCUAAAAUCUGAGGAAAGUAUAGAACAACUGUGAGAAAGCCAAUCUCUUUAAAUGAACGGCAAUGUAUUUUCAUUUAAAUUAAACCCGAAUGUUAACCAGAUUGAGGAAAGGAAAUGGCAGGGGAGAGUCUGUCGUUGAUAUAGAAUGUGACUGCCUGCAUCGGCUCACAGACAAGUGAUGAAGUCCAACUCUGAAAUUUCAGGCAAUUUGUAUACCAAGCUCCUCCUUUUCUGCAGUCUUCUUUUCCAUUGGUAAAAUUCUUUUGCAGGGUCAUGUAGGGAUCCCACCCCUUCUCUGUGUUUUCACUCUGAAGCUCUACACAACUUUACACCUGAAUGAACGCCAAACCUCGGUGGAUAUAUAAAGGGAAGCUUGAGGAGGAAUUUCACAGUUACAGUGCAGAAGCAGAGGCAAAGGAAUUAACCAGCUCUUUAGCCAAGCAAAUCUUCUACUCACCAUGCUUCCUCCUGCCAUUCAUUUCUAUCUUCUUCCCCUUGCAUGCAUCCUAAUGAAAAGCUGUUUUGCUUUUAAAAAUGAUGCUACAGAAAUCCUUUAUUCACAUGUGGUUAAACCUGUUCCAGCACACCCCAGCAGCAACAGCACCUUGAAUCAAGCCAGGAAUGGAGGCAGGCAUUUCAGUAACACUGGACUGGAUCGGAACACUCAAGUUCAAGUGGGUUGCCGAGAACUGCGUUCCACCAAAUACAUCUCUGAUGGCCAGUGCACCAGCAUCAGCCCUCUGAAGGAGCUGGUGUGUGCUGGCGAGUGCUUGCCCCUGCCAGUGCUCCCUAACUGGAUUGGAGGAGGCUAUGGAACAAAGUACUGGAGCAGGAGGAGCUCCCAGGAGUGGCGGUGUGUCAAUGACAAAACCCGUACCCAGAGAAUCCAGCUGCAAUGCCAAGAUGGCAGCACGCGCACCUACAAAAUCACAGUAGUCACUGCCUGCAAGUGCAAGAGGUACACCCGCCAGCACAACGAGUCCAGUCACAACUUUGAGAGCAUGUCACCUGCCAAGCCAGUCCAGCAUCACAGAGAGCGGAAGAAAGCCAGCAAAUCCAGCAAGCACAGCAUGAGUUAGAACUCAGACUCCCAAAACUAGACUUACUAGUAACCAUCUGCUUUACAGAUUUGAUUGCUUGGAAGACUCAAGCCUGCCAUUGCUAUUUUCUCACUUGAAAGUAUAGCUUUCUGCUUUGAUCAAACCCAGCAAGCUGUCCUAAGUAUCAGGACCUUCUUUGGGAAGAGUUUUCCCUUUUCAAGUUUUUCAAGAUGUAUGUAUAUCCAUGAAUGCAAUUUGCAUUUAAAUUCCAUGUAUCCUGUAGUUUUAAUUCCCCAUCGUUCUUAAAAGACUAUUGAUACUAUAUACAUCAGUGAAUAAUUAUAUUUUAAAACAGAAAAGGGCUUCUCAGUUACCCUCCAUCUCCUGGUCCAUCCCUUCUUGCAAACAAAUUCCCUUCAAAAUAGAAAAGUUAAAAAAAAAUUGUUGCCAUGAAUCUCCACAGUAACAUUUCAGAAAGGUGCUUUUUUGGUACUCUUCAUGGGAACAGUUUAGCAGUCAUGAGUGAUCUUCCUUUGAAAGAGAAUGAAAGACCUUGUGACAUUUCACUUCAAAAAUAAGCCCUAUAGCUUUUUACAGUCACAUAGUAUGAAAUUAUACCCUGCAUGCAGACCCUUGCUUGGAAUGGAAUGCCAGAAAUGCAUGGCAGCAGCUAAUAAGAAAGCUGAUUAACUAUUUAUUUGUCAAUGUUAUUAUUUAAUGAGCUUUCACAUGUGAUCUUUUUCAAAAUGUUAAUUUUUUAAUGUUUUGAAGCUUUUUCAUGGACCUAAUAUUUUCUAUAUGAUUUGUGGUUGAUUUAGAAAUAUGAAAAUACAUGUUGUAGAUAUGUAAAAUGAAUAUGUUAGUCUCCUUAUUACAUAUAUGUUUCAUGGUGAACUUUAUCAAUAGUAUGGAUCUUUUAAAAUCAAUAAGAUGCUUUGUAAAGUUGAAAUAUGUAAUACUUUCUUGUUUAAUCUGUGCAAUCAGAAGGUAUCUUAACCUUUAAUUCAAUUGGUUUCUUUAAACAAAAAUAAACACUGCUAGAAGUUA